This is a messenger RNA of Diospyros lotus (date-plum), 3342 nucleotides long. Its product is annotated as DExH-box ATP-dependent RNA helicase DExH1. The transcript has 16 exons. Gene Ontology annotation, cellular component: intracellular anatomical structure; nucleus. Lineage: Eukaryota; Viridiplantae; Streptophyta; Magnoliopsida; Ericales; Ebenaceae. The coding region runs from base 1 to 3096 and encodes 1031 amino acids. Gene Ontology annotation, molecular function: ATP binding; RNA binding. The record is from RefSeq and is a predicted model, not a curated record.
AUGUCUCUUCGCUUGUUGGGUGCCCCAACCACAACGCACGCCGCCUUCGCUGCCAGCUAUAGGUAUUGUCUUCUCUCUCGGAUCCGCACUAUUAUGUCUCACCGCCCCAACUUCCAAGGAGGCCGUCGCGGCGGAGGUCCGGCUGGCGGUCGCGGCCGCCGUGGACGUGGCGGCGGCCGCGGCGGAGGAGGAGGUGGAGGAGGAGGAGGAGGACGCGGCGAGCAGCGGUGGUGGGACCCCGCCUGGCGCGCCGAGCGCCUGAGACAACAAGCAGCCGAGAUGGAGGCCCUGGAUGAGAACGAGUGGUGGGGCAAGAUGGAACAGAUGAAGAGAGGCGGAGAGCAGGAGAUGGUAUUCAAGCGUAAUUAUAGUCGGGCAGACCAGCAGAUUUUGUCUGAUAUGGCUUAUGAAUUGGGGCUUUACUUCCAUGCAUAUAACAAAGGGAAGACACUUGUUUUGAGUAAAGUUCCAUUGGCAAAUUACCGUGCGGAUCUUGAUGAUGUUCAUGGUUCCACCCAGAAAGAGAUACGAAUGACCACAGAUAUUGAGAGAAGAGUUGGGAGUUUAUUGAAUAGCUCAAAAGGGGCAGUGUCAGCAGACAAUUUUCCAAGUGCAUCCUCUCAAGGGUCUAAACAAGUAGUGCAUGGUGUAGAUAUUACAAAGACCGAGUCUUCAUUUGAAACUGAUAUUGACAAGGAGAGGCUUAAUCUUGAACUUAAAGAAAGACAAGAGAAAAUGAAGGCACGUGAUAAUGUAAGGGCAAUGCUGUCAUUCAGAGAAAAGCUGCCUGCAUUCAAAGUUAAAUUCAAGUUUUUAAAAGCUGUUGCUGAAAAUCAGGUAUUAGUCGUUUCUGGAGAGACAGGCUGUGGCAAAACCACACAGCUUCCUCAAUUUAUUCUCGAGGAGGAGAUAUCUUCCCUACGUGGUGGCAAUUGCAACAUUAUGUGCACUCAACCUCGUCGUAUAUCUGCUAUAUCUGUUGCAGCUCGAAUAUCCUCUGAAAGGGGUGAAAAUCUAGGUGAAAGUGUUGGUUACCAGAUCCGCCUGGAAUCACAACGCACAGCUCAAACACGGUUACUAUUUUGCACCACCGGAGUAUUGCUUCGGCAGCUGGUUCAAGACCCAAAUUUAAAUGGAGUAAGCCAUUUGCUAGUGGAUGAAAUUCAUGAAAGAGGCAUAAAUGAGGAUUUCCUCUUAAUAAUUUUGCGUGACCUCCUCCCCCGUCGUCCAGAUCUUCGACUUAUUCUAAUGAGUGCCACCAUUAAUGCUGAUUUAUUCUCCAAAUACUUUGACAAUGCCCCAACUAUUCAUAUCCCGGGGCUGACUUUCCCAGUGUCGGAGUUGUUUCUAGAAGAUGUGCUGGAGAAAACUCAAUAUAGAAUCAAAUCUGAAUCUGACAACUUCCGAGGGAGUUCAAGGAGGAGGAAGAGAGAACAAGAGUCUAAGAAAGAUCCUUUAACUGAAUUGUUCGAGGACGUUGAUAUUGAUUCUCAGUACAAAAGCUACAGCACGAUUACAAGGCAAUCUCUCGAAGCUUGGUCUGGCGCACAACUUGAUCUAGGUCUUGUGGAAUCAGCAAUUGAGUAUAUCUGUCGUCAUGAAGGUGAUGGAGCCAUUCUUGUAUUUCUCACUGGAUGGGAUGACAUUUCUAAGCUUCUUGACAAAGUCAAAGUGAACAGUUUUCUUAGAGAUCCCAGCAAGUUUCUUGUCCUUCCUCUUCAUGGUUCAAUGCCUACCAUAAAUCAACGUGAAAUAUUUGAUCGCCCACCAUCUAAUGUGAGAAAGAUUGUGCUAGCAACAAAUAUUGCUGAGAGCAGUAUAACCAUUGAUGAUGUUGUAUACGUAAUAGACUGUGGAAAGGCAAAGGAGACUAGUUAUGAUGCACUAAAUAAGCUGGCUUGUCUGCUGCCAUCAUGGAUAUCAAAGGCCUCUGCACAUCAGAGGCGUGGUCGUGCCGGGCGUGUGCAACCUGGAGUUUGUUAUAGAUUGUAUCCAAAGUUGAUCCAUGAUGCAAUGCCCCAGUAUCAACUGCCAGAAAUUCUUCGAAUGCCUCUCCAAGAGCUAUGCUUGCAUAUUAAAAGUUUGCAGUUUGGAGCUAUUGGAUCAUUCCUUGCAAAGGCUCUUCAGCCUCCUGAUCCUCUCUCUGUUCAGAAUGCAAUUGAGCUUCUAAAAACAAUCGGGGCUUUAGAUGAUGGGGAAGAGCUCACUCCACUUGGACGCCACCUAUGUACGCUACCUUUGGACCCAAAUAUUGGGAAGAUGCUUCUCAUGGGUUCAAUCUUUCAAUGCCUUAAUCCUGCACUGACAAUUGCUUCUGCCCUGGCACACCGGAACCCGUUUCUCCUUCCAAUUGACAGGAAAGAGGAAGCUGAUGAUGCUAAGAGAUCAUUUGCUGGUGAUUCUUGCAGUGAUCACAUUGCACUUCUCAAAGCUUUUGAGGGAUGGAAGGAUGCAAAACGUUAUGGCAAGGAAAAAGCCUUCUGUUGGGAAAAUUUCCUUUCUUCAGUGACAUUGCAAAUGAUGGAUGAUAUGAGACUCCAGUUUCUGGAUCUACUGACAAGCAUUGGCUUUGUUGAUAAAUCCAGAGGCGCUAAUGCUUAUAACCAAUAUAGUAAUGAUUUGGAGAUGGUAUGUGCAAUCCUCUGUGCUGGACUUUACCCCAACGUUGUGCAGUGUAAAAGAAGAGGAAAGCGGACGGCAUUCUACACCAAAGAAGUUGGAAAAGUCGACAUUCAUCCUGCAUCUGUGAAUGCAGGAGUUCAUCUUUUCCCCCUCCCUUACAUGGUCUAUAGCGAAAAGGUGAAGACGAGCAGCAUAUACAUCAGAGAUUCCACAAACAUAUCGGACUAUGCUCUACUAAUGUUCGGUGGCAAUCUCAUUCCUAGCAAAACCGGUGAAGGUAUUGAAAUGCUUGGCGGGUAUCUUCAUUUCUCUGCUUCAAAGAAUGUGUUGGAGUUGAUACGGAAAUUGCGAGGGGAACUCGACAAGCUCUUAAACAGAAAGAUCGAGGAACCAGGGUUCGACAUAUCUGCCGAGGGAAAGGGAGUAGUUGCUGCUGUGGUUGAGCUACUCCAUGCUCAUAAUGUGGGGCAUUGACAUGUCUACUUCUGGAGGGCUCUGUUUCAGGAAUGACAGCCCCGGGAUAUUUUCUUAAUCAUAUGGUAGUUCCUACCAGUCUUGGCCAUCUUCUGUAAUAAGUCUAGCUUUUGUUGAGAAAUGUAACAUUGGUGGAAUCACAGGGUUUUCCUUGGAAACACCGUUGUGCAACUGUUUUAAUCUCUUUUGUUGUACCUCACUCGUAUGCUCCUAUCCUAUUCUAAUCCAAUCUAAUCAAUUUAAUUA